This is a messenger RNA of Caenorhabditis briggsae, 1500 nucleotides long. It is a transcript of the gene Cbr-fipp-1, whose product is annotated as Protein CBR-FIPP-1. Gene Ontology annotation, molecular function: RNA binding. The transcript has 4 exons. The record is from RefSeq and is a predicted model, not a curated record. Gene Ontology annotation, cellular component: mRNA cleavage and polyadenylation specificity factor complex. Bases 1 to 1500 code for a protein of 499 amino acids. Lineage: Eukaryota; Metazoa; Nematoda; Chromadorea; Rhabditida; Rhabditidae.
AUGGAGGACGUUGACAAUGGAGUCGUGGUGGAUCUCACUGAUGAUAAUGAGGUAGAAGCUGACACUGCACAAGACGACGUCGAUUCUGAAAAUCUCUACGGCGAUGAAGACCCAGAAGCAUCACAACAAAACGGAGAAGAGGAAGAAGAAGGCGCUCCUGAAAACCCAAUCAAUCUAGACGAUGAAGAUGAAGUAGAAGCCGUUGAAAACGCUGAAAAUGGCGCUGAAAAAGACAAUGAAGGAGAGGAAGAGGAGAAUCCGUUUGCCGACGACGAUGAUUCAGAUGAAGAUGGCGGUGGUGUUCAGGUGACAAUCAGAAAAAUCGAGCCGACAGAGAAGCCAGCGGCGAGACAAGGAAAACUCGAUCUAGAUACCACUGCAAUGAUCAACGACAAGCCAAUUUACGACUUGGAUUUGGCAACUAUGGAGGAUCGCCCGUGGCGCAAACCGGGAGCUGAUAUCACCGAUUAUUUCAACUAUGGAUUCACUGAAGAGACGUGGAAUUUGUACUGCGAACGGCAGAAAAAGCUGCGCGCUGAGUUUGCUGGGAAUCAACAGCAAGCGAAUACUGCAUUGUUUUCGGCAAUUAAAAUUAGUAAUCCACUAGCGAAUCCGGUGAUUAAUCCAUCAUCCAGCGUUGUCAAAGUGCUCACCGACAACGGAGGUCGCUUCAAGCAGCCACAACAGCCUCCAGCACCAUCGCCAAUUCAAAAUGAGCAAGUCAUACGUACAGUGAUAUCAGGAAAUCCGCAAUCCGCGCCUUCUCUGAUGGAUUUCACUCGUCCACCACCUGGAAUGUCUCUACCACCACCGACAACAGGCUUCCCGGCACCGGUAUCUACUGCUCCUACUGUAUCAGAUGCUCCUCCAGGAGUCGAUGGCGAUCUGCCACCUGGCGUUGAGUCUGCCGCUCCACCUCCAAGCUUCGGAGGAGGUCUUGACCUGAAUCUGGGGCUCCCACCAAUGGGAUUCAAUCCAAAUAUGCCACCACCAGGGAUGCCACCUAUGGGAAUGAUGUCUACCAGCAUGCCACCUCCCGGAUUCUCAAUGCCUCCACCAGGAUUCCCAUCUCAACAUUCGAGAGCUGGUUUUGGUCCGGGACCAGUUGGAGGGCAGUCUUCACGUGGUGGUCUUGGAAGUUUCGGAGGAAUGGAGGAUGACGACGAUGAGAGAAGGUUGAGAAGAAAGCGAUCGAGGUCUAGAAGUCCCAGAAGAGAUGACAGAAGGGACCGGGAUUCUAGAAGACGUGGAGAUGACCGUACGAGUAGAAGACACAGGAGUAGAAGCACAUCUGGAGAUCGUAGAAGACGUCGGGAUGAUAGAGACCGGGAGAAAAGAAGGGACAGAAGAGACGAUGAUGAUCGUAAGAAGAGGAGUCGUAGGGAGGAUGAGGAUGAUCGGAGAUCGGAGAAAAAGAGAGACACCAGAUCUCGAACCACCGAGGAUGACGAGCCAACGGGUACCACUGCGAACGAGGAGUCGUCGCCGGUUGCUGAUUAA